UUUUGAACUUGUGUGUGGAUAGAAGCAGUCAACAUGGACGCUGCCGACGAAGCCAAGACGCGCGGCAACCGCUUCUUCCAGGAAGGUCAAUACCAGCAAGCCAUCGAUGCGUUCACGGAGGCCAUCUCCAUUGACCCGUCCAAUGCCGUGUACUACUCGAACCGAUCGGGGGCAUACCUGAAGGUCAACAAGGCCGCGCAGGCCGUGACCGAUGCCCGCAAGGUGGUCGAGUUGCGCCCAGAGUGGCCGAAGGGGUACUCCCGUCUCGGGACGUCCUUGUUCUACCAAAAGAAGUACGCCGACGCGAAAGCCGCGUACGAGAAAGGGCUCGCGAAAGACGCGAACGACGCCAACUUGAAGGACGGUCUCAAGAACGCCACCGCCGCGCUGUCCGGGGUCGGCGCCCCCCAAACGCUGCGCCAGUUGUGCUGGGACACGACCCAUGCCAAGUUCCGAACGUACCAGUUCGCCCUGCGCGCGCUGAUGAUCGUGAGCUUUGUGCUGUACUGGACCGCCGGGUGGGGCAGUCCUUCCCUGGCCGCGUUCUCGUUUGCGAACUUCUUCAAGCUGGCCGCGAUCAACUACGUGUCGUUCCUCGCGUACAACCACGGCACGCCCAAGCUCAACCAAGCGUACGCCCAGCGCCUGAUCAUGGACCCCGCCACGCAGUCGUUGCUGUUCGCGUUGCUCUUCUGGUUCUCGACGCCGUACGGACUGGCCCUGUUUCCCGUCGUUGCUAACGAACUCGUGCACUUUGCGUCGUUUGCCGGGUCGUUGCUCUUGGCCGUCAACUCAUCCUUGGGCUCGACCCUCGAAACCCACGUCUUUGAUCGCGUCAUGCCGUUCGUCGUGGGAGCGCAAACCCAAUGGCAUAUACUCAACACACACGCCAAGUGGGCGGCCGUGUACCACCGCGUGCCGUCUCUAGUCGCGACGUUGGAAGUCGCGAUUGGGUUGAGUCUGAUCUUGGAAUUGCUCACUCCGAACCGAAACUUUAUGCUGCUGCUCGUGUACUGGCAGUUGCUGCGCAUCCGAUACAUGAUUUCUCCGCAGCUCAAGAACGCGUUUGCCGACUUGGAUCGGGUGGUCACCACGGCCGCAUUUCACCCGCGCAGCCCUCCGAUCGUCGGCACGGCCUACUCCAAGCUCAAGGACAUGCUCGCCAAGAUGGUCGCCGUGCCCGAGCCAGGCCAGCAGCAAGCCGCGCCGUCGUCCAUGCCCAAGUGCUGCAUUAUGUAGAGCUAUCAACAUGGGACCAUCUUGUCAUGAACGUUUGUUGAGUUUGGAAUCAAAAGGGAAGCUUGUUCAAUGUAGUAGUACUACUGUCAGUACUAAUAAUACUGUACUAUUUCUA
Messenger RNA from Aphanomyces astaci, 1354 nucleotides. RefSeq lists its product as hypothetical. Gene Ontology annotation, molecular function: Hsp90 protein binding. The transcript is spliced from 2 exons. Gene Ontology annotation, cellular component: membrane. The record is from RefSeq and is a predicted model, not a curated record. Bases 34 to 1239 code for a protein of 401 amino acids. Lineage: Eukaryota; Oomycota; Saprolegniomycetes; Saprolegniales; Verrucalvaceae.